AUGUGUCAAAUAAAUUAUGAAUUUGUUGUAAAAUUUAAUUCAUAAAAAUUUGAUUUUGUCGGAAAUAGUCAAAGCAUUGCAAAAUCAGGAACCCAUUUCAAAUGACUAAAUGACUUCAUGGUGUGUUUAGAUAAAAUUUCCAACCGAAAUGUUACAUCAGGUAAAGAAGUUUUUAUUUACUAAAUCGUUACAGAAGCAAUUCUCGCGAUACUCACACGUCGAAAAUCCUAUUCUUUACCCAUUAGAAAGUCGAAAGUUAUUAAAUAUCGCUGGAAAAGAUGCUGGUGUAUACCUACAAGGUCUUAUUACUAAUGACAUGAGACAUUUUGAGGAAGGUGCGUCGUCGAUUUAUGCUAUGUUUUUAAAUACCAAGGGCAGGGUACUCUACGAUGUUUUGAUUCAUAAAUGGAAUACUGACGAUUCGUUCCUUCUAGAAUGUGAUAAAAAUGUUAUUAGUCACAUACAGAAACAUUUAAAAAUGUACAAAUUAAAGAGACUAGUGGAAAUAACUGAUUUGAGCAACGAGUACAAAAUACAUGCUUUAGUACCAAAUUUGAAUAUUGGUGUAGUUACUCCAACACACAAUGUUAAUAUAUAUAAAGACCCUAGAUUGCCUGAACUUGGGAUGAGGAUUAUAUCACCAAUGUCAAUAACACAUUCUGAAUUAAUAAAAAUUCCCACAAAAGAUAUUCAAAUUAAGAAUAGUGAAGAGGGAUACAAGUGUCUCAGGUAUAAAUUGGGUGUAAGUGAAGGAUCUGAAGAUUUACCGCCUGGAGUAACCUUUCCUUUGGAAGUGAACUGUGACUAUCUUCAUGGUGUUAGCUUCCACAAGGGUUGUUAUAUUGGACAAGAACUGACAGCACGAGUUCAUCAUACAGGAGUUGUAAGGAAAAGAAUAAUGCCAAUUAAGUUUACACAGGCAGUGGAUAGCUUAGAUAAAGAUUCUACAAUAAAUGCUAGUGAGAAUCCUAAAUCAACUAUAGGAAAAUUAAAAGGUUACAUACAAAAUUAUGGACUGGGUCUAAUUAGGGUAAAGGAAGCUUUAGAAGCAAAAUCAUUAGUAAUUGGAAGUUACACUGCAGAAGUAUUAAAACCUACUUGGUGGCCUAUGGAAGCACCAAAAGACAAAGCAACUGUUGUAAAGGCUGAAUAAUGAUAACAAUGACAGACCAGAAAGAAAAACCCACAGAAGAAUCGGUACAAGUCCUUCAUGAAUUCAAAUGUUCAUCAUGCAAUAUAAAUGAAAAAGCCCAUUACAAAGGCACUAAUCCUCCAUUCUCCCGUAAUAUUGUCUUAAAAUAUCCAAGUUAUGUAAUGAAGGAUCCAUUCAGUCCUCCGGGUAAAGGUGAAAUAUUAGUGCUUGGAGCAGAUUGUAAUAUCUGUGAAAAAUCUGUGUGCAUAAGUAAAAACUGUAGUAUUUUUUACCACAAAACAUAUUGUUUGGAUUGUGCAUAUCAAAACGUUGAUAGCUUUCCUAUUGAAAUUAAGAAUAAAGUGCAAUGCCAAAGA
Messenger RNA from Bombyx mandarina (wild silkworm), 1509 nucleotides. RefSeq names its product iron-sulfur cluster assembly factor IBA57, mitochondrial. Gene Ontology annotation, biological process: iron-sulfur cluster assembly. The record is from RefSeq and is a predicted model, not a curated record. Gene Ontology annotation, cellular component: mitochondrial matrix. Gene Ontology annotation, molecular function: protein binding. NCBI's taxonomy places the organism in Eukaryota, Metazoa, Arthropoda, Insecta, Lepidoptera, Bombycidae.